Messenger RNA from Cyclocybe aegerita, 1353 nucleotides. Lineage: Eukaryota; Fungi; Basidiomycota; Agaricomycetes; Agaricales; Hemipholiotaceae. The record is from the annotation of a GenBank genome assembly.
AUGAAGCGUCAUUCUGGACUCUACAAGGCAGCAUUACAGCUUGGGCUCGGUCAACAUCGCACCCGGCACCUGUUGUUACGAGCCCUCCACGACAUCUCUCGUCGCGUCAAGGUGAUCUUGGACCUAACGAAUAUCGCGUAUCCACCAUCCUCGUUCCGUGGAUUCCCCGCAGAGCGCGGGGAAAACAAGGUGAAAGUCGGUCGAUGUACCUUGGGUGACCGUUAUAAAGGCAUCCUCCUUGCGAGGCAGUUCUGUGCGCCGUCAAGCCCACUCCACGCAGUCGCUUGUGCGUUGGUGCUCUUGCCCACGGCCGUACUCUCCGCCCCUCAGGCUGCUGAUGCCAACCCUUACCUCGGAAAGGUCCCCUUUGCCAACAAGGGAUAUGCUAAGAAACUCGAAGAGACCAUCAGCUACUUCACCAAGCGGCGCGACCUCCUGAGCGCUGCAAGAACGCGCACUGUUCAGAAGAUACCCACUUUUGCUUGGGUCUCAGAAUCCCAGUCUAUCCCAAGCAUCAAAGAACUUGUCAGCGACGCUCUUCGAGCGCAGACACUGACACGGAAGAAGCAGCUCCUUCAAAUUGUUGUCUACAACCUGCCCGAUCGUGACUGCUCAGCCAAGGCAUCCGAUGGAGAGUUCCACCUCGACGAUGAUGGCUUGAACAAGUAUAAGGGUUUUAUUGACUCAAUUGCCGCCGAGUUGCAAACGGUCGCUGCUAAGAAGCUCAGCUUCGUCCUCAUCCUCGAACCCGAUUCACUCGGCAACAUUGUCACCAACCUGAAUGUGCCCAAGUGUGCCGGCGCAGCCAGUGCGUAUAAGGAAGGCACCUCAUACGCCAUUGCUAAGCUACAAAUUCCCAACGUCGCCAUCUACCUCGACGCCGCGCAUGGCGGCUGGCUCGGCUGGGACGACAACCUCGCCCCUUCCGCGACCCUCUUCGCCGAAGUCCUCGAGGACGCAAAGACAAUCACCCCAAACGCCACCGUUCGCGGUCUCGCCAUCAACGUCUCCAACUACAACCAAUACGCCUCCGUCGUCCGCGAGAACUUCACCGAGUGGUCGAAUAGCUGGGACGAGUUCCAUUACGUCAACUCUCUCGCACCGCACCUUGAGACCUCCGGGUACCCCGCGCAUUUCAUCGUCGACCAAGGACGCGCUGGACAGGGGGCGAUCCGCACCGAGUGGGGCCAAUGGUGCAACAUCAGGAACGCUGGCUUCGGGAUUCGCCCGACCACUGAUCAGGCUAGCCCCGUUGCCCAUGUGCCUGCCCCCGAGGCCGGCUCGUGGUUCAAUGACUACGUCGUUAACUUGGUCAAGAAAGCCAACCCGCCUCUUUCCCCUACUCUCUUCUAG